Acanthaster planci (crown-of-thorns starfish) is the source of this 2551-nucleotide messenger RNA. RefSeq lists its product as uncharacterized. Gene Ontology annotation, biological process: receptor guanylyl cyclase signaling pathway; cGMP biosynthetic process; intracellular signal transduction. NCBI's taxonomy places the organism in Eukaryota, Metazoa, Echinodermata, Asteroidea, Valvatida, Acanthasteridae. Gene Ontology annotation, cellular component: plasma membrane. The record is from RefSeq and is a predicted model, not a curated record. Gene Ontology annotation, molecular function: adenylate cyclase activity; peptide receptor activity; guanylate cyclase activity.
AUGUUUACUGCUUGGAAAAGACGAUCGCGCGUGUCGCCGACGUUGAGUUUAGUAAUCGGAAACUCUCGUGAGUUGGUGCACCGGCUCGACGUGGCCGGCGACGGCUGCACGAGUCGGGGCUCAACCAGCACGCUGACUGGAGAAAAACAGCAGAUGAAGCUCGUGCUGGAGAAGGCAACAGACGGACAGAGCAACAUUCAGAGCAUGGUAAAGAUGCUGGUAGUAGUUCUCAUCCCUCUGGUGGCCCUGACCGUCAUGUCUGCCCUGUCCCUGUCAUCGACCGUAUCUCAGCUGCAGGACUCCCAAGCUGCUCUAGCGGCCAUCGAUAGUGGUGAGCGGAUCACGGCAGUGAUCCUCGCUCUUCAGGUCGAGCGAGGCCUCACUGCAACUUACGUCAGCGGGAAUCGAACAGAAGAGGGAGUGAAAGAAACACUUAGGCAAAAGCGAUCCGUAACAAAUCAGGCAAUUGAAAACAUCAAGGUGUUCUCUGCAUUGAAUGUCUCCGGUAAAGUAUACACAACAAAGGAGAGACUGACGAAUGACAUUAAUGAUUACAGGCUGCACGUAGAUUCAAAGGGCAGUGAGUUAGCAAUCACACAUCCUAUAAAAUUCUACACAGAUAUCGUUCGACAGCUGUUGACUGAAUCCUUCAGACAAAGUACAAACCUCAUGGAGGGAACACUUUGGCCUCGCAUCGUCUGCAAAGACAAUCUCCUCCUCCUAUCUGAUCUCUACGGCAUACAGAGGGCUCUCGGAAGCAGCUUCUACGCCGGUUGUUCCCUCCGGCCGGCAGACCUUGACUGGUUCCGAAACCUUUACUUUAGCAGCGAAAGCCAGAUCCAGACGGUAUUCUUGUACUCGGCAACGGCAGCCGUCACAUUCCGGGAACUUGUGCGCUUGAAGGAACCAAACGGGCCCAACAUUCUCACGAUGCGAAACGAAAUCCUGAGGGGAGGGAAUCCAUGUACCGACUACGGCGAAAUCGAGGCCUCACGACGGUCUGAGUACUGGUUCGAAAACAUGACAAUCUUCAUUGAGAUUCUGGCGGCGGUAAUCCAAGAGGAAUCAGAUUUCAUCGGACUGAAGGUAGACGAGAUCAUAGCUAGUGCCUUGCAGGCUGUGGUGGGGAACGUUGCCGUGCUGGUACUGACUAUCGUGGUAUCAUUGUCACUAGCCAUUUUUCAGCUGGUUCAGGCGAAGCAACUGCUUCGAAAGAUCGGCCACUAUGCCCGAAAUCUCAGCGAGAAAACGAAAGAACUCACCAAGGAGAAACGAACCACCGAGAAGCUGCUGUAUCAGAUGAUGCCUCGCGGCGUGGCCGAUAAACUGCGACAGAAGCGACAAAUGGUCGCUGAAGAGUUUGAUAACGUCACCAUCUACUUCAGCGACAUCGUCGAGUUCACCAACUUGGCCGCAAGAAGUACCCCAAUGCAGAUUGUAGAGUUUCUAAAUGACCUCUACAGCACCUUCGACAAUUACAUCGACAUGUACGACGUGUACAAGGUGGAGACGAUAGGCGACGCCUACAUGGUGGCCUCGGGCCUGCCCGAACCUACUGAACACCACGCCUGUGAGAUCGCCUGUAUGGCGCUGGACCUGCUAAGGGAGGUCCAGUUGUUCCGGAUCCCACACCUGCCUGGGGAAAACCUUGGUCUGAGAGUCGGCUUGCAUUCAGGUUCAUGUGUCGCAGGAGUUGUUGGCAUCAAGAUGCCUAGGUAUUGUCUCUUCGGGGACACCGUAAACACCGCCUCACGAAUGGAGUCUACUAGCAGAGCUCAGAGAAUCCAAAUAAGCGCCAGCACAAGGGAACAGCUUCUCAACAGGACAAAUCCACCAAGGAGGAAGUUCGUGAUUGUCCCCCGCGGAUCGACAGCUGUCAAAGGGAAGGGAGCCAUGAGAACGUAUUGGCUGAGCGAAGAGCCACGAGACGAUGUUUUUAGCUGCCGACAAAUUCAUUGCUCGACUGUCAUAUGCGACGUGUCAUUAGCCCAAGAGGACAUUUAAAUUGUUUUUUUAUCGUUAAUGCAAAACGUGUGCUGCAGGCUGUAAGGAAGACCGAGUAGGAACCUGAUUGAAACCCCAUUUGGUCACCAGAAGGCUUGUAGACAAGACCCGAAGCACGCCUUGUCUAUUGUUAUUUAGUGUUUACAUGAGAUCGGCACUUUAAAUGCAGUCCGUUUGAAGCAUCCUGGGUAUGAAGGAUACAUCUGCUAAGUGAUAUUUCUGAGUGGCAUAUUACGGAAGAAAUGUCGCUCGUGAAAACUGUCAAUCUUUUCUUUUUCCAACUGUGAGGAACCGGGAAUUUGAUUGUUUCACGUUUCUCUGCUCCCUCACUAUUUUGUAAAUAUUGUUGUUGCUGUGUUCUUUGAUAAGCCACAAAAUAAUCUAAGUGAUCACAUGAAGAUGUGAACAAAUCUGUAUGCCCUUUUGACUGCUAAUGACCGGGGUAUAUAUAGCUUUAGGCAAACAAGAUAACACCGUAAGUUUAGUAAUGCUAAGUAUCCUGUUUCAAGAUAUAUAUAAUGGGUGUUCCAGAAAAAAAACCCUGAGG